AUGGCAAACGCUGCUUCAAGACCUUCUGCUCUUAUCCGCUUUACUCAAUUAUCAAACGACGUGCUAGACAGCCGCUAUCUGCGUCAUAUCAAGAACAUUGUCUUUGUCCUUGUAUUGCUGAAUUACUGGUCCAAAUUAUACAACACUGUGCUGAUUGGAGGUCCUGUGAGAGCUGUUCAUGAUUUCAAGGCGUAUCUGAUGAGAAUUGCAUUCAGACAAUUGCGUCGUCUCCCCGCUGUACAAGAAAAGAUCAACAAGGAAUUGGGAACUACGUUGGCUGGCAUGGAAAAGUCGAUGAUGGACAAGGAAGUAGGUUUAGGAAGUAAUCUGACAUUGCCUGCCAAGGGUAUGUCCGAGCAGCAAGUGAUGGAGAGUUUGCACAAGUUUGAGGGCCUCAAGGCAGCAGACUGGGCAGGAGGAAAAGUAUCAGGUUCUAUCUAUCAUGGCGGUGAAGAUCUCACCAAGAUCCUCGCUGAAGCUUACAAGAUUUUCGCCAUUGCAAACCCUCUUCAUCCCGAGAUUUUCCCCGGUAUCAGACGUAUGGAGGCCGAAUCAGUAGCCAUGGUUUUGUCCAUGUACAACGCUCCAUCGACUGGUUGUGGUACCAUGACAAGUGGAGGCACAGAGAGCAUCUUAAUGGCCUGUAAGACAUACCGUGAUAUGUACAAGGAUCUAAAGGGCAUCAAUUACCCUGAAAUGGUGGUGCCUGACACUAUUCAUGCUGCUUUCAUGAAGGCUGCUAGCUACUUUAAGAUUAAGCUCAUCACUGUUCCUAUUGAUCCAGUGACGCUCAAGGUCGAUGUCAAAAAGAUGGAGAGGGCCAUCACGAAAAACACUGUCAUGAUUGCUGGUUCCGCUGUCAACUUUCCUCACGGUAUCGCCGACGAUAUUGUGGCGUUGGGCAAGCUGGCCAAGAAGUACAAGAUUGGCUUGCACGUCGAUUGUUGUCUCGGUAGUUUUAUCAUGCCCUUCUUGGAAAAGGCUGGCUUCCCUACCACAGAUUUUGACUUCCGUGUAGAUGGUGUAACUUCUAUCUCUUGUGAUACUCAUAAAUAUGGUUUUGCAGCAAAGGGCUCCUCCAUCAUCAUGUAUCGCAAUGCUACCAUUAGAAAGUACCAAUACUUUUUGUACUCUCAAUGGACAGGUGGUAUUUACGCAUCGCCUAGUAUUGCUGGCUCUCGUCCUGGCGCGCUUAUUGCCGGUUGCUGGUCUGCUCUCAUGUACAUGGGUGAAGACGGCUACCUGAAAGCUUGUAAGGAUAUUGUGGGUGCUCGUCGUAUCAUGGAAGCUGGUGUGCGAUCCAUUCCUCAACUCCACGUCAAGGGCGACCCUAUUGGUCCUGUACUUUCGUUCGGUGCAAAUGAGCCUCUUAAUAUUUACGAUGUGGGAGACAAGUUGGCUGCUAGAGGUUGGAACUUGAGUGCACUCCAAAACCCUUCCGGUCUUCAUAUUUCCACCACAUUGCCUUGGGUCAACAGUGCUGAAACAUUUGUCAAGGAUCUCAAGGAGUGUGUACAAGGCCUGGUUGAUGACCCAUCAUCAGGAAACGGUUCUACAGCCGCUAUUUAUGGUACUGCAGCAAGUGUUCCUGACAAGACCAUCGUGGACGAUGUAGCUGCUGGAUUCUUGGAUCUUUUAUACAAGGCUUAA
This is a messenger RNA of Mucor velutinosus, 1650 nucleotides long. RefSeq lists its product as uncharacterized. Bases 1 to 1650 code for a protein of 549 amino acids. Gene Ontology annotation, molecular function: sphinganine-1-phosphate aldolase activity; pyridoxal phosphate binding. Gene Ontology annotation, biological process: carboxylic acid metabolic process; sphingolipid catabolic process. Lineage: Eukaryota; Fungi; Mucoromycota; Mucoromycetes; Mucorales; Mucoraceae. The transcript has 5 exons. The record is from RefSeq and is a predicted model, not a curated record. Gene Ontology annotation, cellular component: endoplasmic reticulum.